AUGACAACCAUGGAAUCAUUAGCAUUGCCCCAGGAUCUGUAUUGGGAAGGCAAAAUGGAACCAAUUUCGCCUCCCAAUGACGAGCUACUUCCCGUAUGUGAAGAUCUUAGUGAGAAUUGGCUCGCCCCUGAUGAACAUUUUGAAAACGACAUGAUGAUAUUUCCCUAUCAAAUUGACUUUGAAUUAAAACAUCAUGAUGUCGACUUGGUCGAAGCAUUGUCAGAUGAUGAAGAUUUAAUAAUGGAGUUUUACGGUUUAAAAGAAGAAAACUUUUCUUCGCCAACUUCUUUAUGGGAUAAUUCAAUCGAAAGCCCUGUCGUCAAUCCCACUCAGGUACACUCAGCUGCUUCGUCGCCAAUACCAACAUCGUCAUCGUCAACCAAUUUGGAUGCGGUGACAACAGUCAAUCAAAUACCAAUAGGCAUAUAUGAUGUUUUACAGCAAAAUCAUUUGAGUGGUUCCGAACUAACUUCACCAGUUCCGCAAACACAACAAUUUGCAUUUGCUAACUGGAAUAACAGUUCGCCCAAUCACCAAGGAACUGCAACAACAGAUGCAAGCUCUGAGGAUGACAUUGAAUUCAAUACACAACCAAUUGAUGACAUUAUGAAAUCGGCUCUCCACUUAGACUACACCGACGACGAAUGUCUACCAUAUUCAGGCAGUUGUUCGCCACUGCAACAACUGUCAGCCGAUACAUCGUCACCAUUACCGGCCAAAAAAAGAACUCGCCUCUAUGGCCGCGGUGUUGAGGAUCGCAAGAGCAGGAAGAAGGAACUGAAUAAGAAUGCGGCCACUCGUUAUUGUCAAAAGAAGAAUUUGGAAAUGGAACAAAUUCUCAUGGAAGAACAAGAAUUGACAAAGUCAGUUGGCUGA
Messenger RNA from Musca vetustissima, 876 nucleotides. RefSeq lists its product as uncharacterized. Lineage: Eukaryota; Metazoa; Arthropoda; Insecta; Diptera; Muscidae. Bases 1 to 876 code for a protein of 291 amino acids. Gene Ontology annotation, biological process: regulation of transcription by RNA polymerase II. Gene Ontology annotation, molecular function: RNA polymerase II transcription regulatory region sequence-specific DNA binding; DNA-binding transcription activator activity, RNA polymerase II-specific. The transcript is spliced from 3 exons. Gene Ontology annotation, cellular component: nucleus. The record is from RefSeq and is a predicted model, not a curated record.